CGCCUUCCAGGUAGACGAGAGCAAAUGGUCAGCCUCGAGCCGGGGAUUAUGUCACUGGUGCCGAGGCAGGAGCUCCGAAAAGCUGCCUGGCGGGGCUGAUUGACAGCCCGGCCGGGAAGGCAAGGCUAUAAAAGGCGGCAGCCGCCCGCCGAAAGCUACUGGAGAGGAGCCGAGCCGCUGCUGCCCCGCGCAGGGAGCCCGCCGCUUGUGGCCCCUGCCUCGUCCCCGGUGGCUCCCACUCGCGCUCCCCGUUGGAUUUGAUUGGGGGCUUUCCAAAGGGCAAGAGCAUCCCUGCAGCCUUGCAUGCCAGACCUGCAUUUUGCAUUUUGGCUUCUAUUCUACCCAUGAGAGCACAUAAUUCACCAGCAGACUCCCUAUAUGCAUGAAGAGGGGUGUUUGUGCCCGAAAGCUUGCAAAGAACAAUUUUUCCAACUAUUUAGCUGGUCUAAUAGAAGAUAUCACACCUACCCAAAGAACCUUGGCUGCCUAUGUCCUUAGACCAACACGGCUACAACCAACACCCCCAAUCACAAGAGUUAUGCUACUGAGGAGCAGCCUGUUGUGGCUAACCUUCUUGUUGACUCUGUGGGCUACUUCAAAUGCUCAAGAUGGUGACAAGGAAGAGGAGACUACAUUUGACUUGCUUCAAAUCAGUAACAUAAACCGAAAGACAAUUGGAGCAAAAGUAUUUCGGGGUCCAAAUCCCACUACCCCAGCAUAUCGUUUCAUUCGAUUUGACCACAUACCUCCAGUGAAUCCAGAGAAAUUAAAGCAGAUUAUCAAGCUCUUACGGAAAAAUGAGGGCUUUAUUCUUUCAGCCACCCUGAGGCAGGACAGGCAAUCUAGAGGCACCAUCAUUGCUUUAGAAGGUCCUGGCACCACCCAGAGGCAGUUUGAGAUUAUUUCCAAUGGCCGAGCCAACACUCUGGACCUCAUCUAUUGGGUGGAUGGCUCCCAGAAUGUGAUUUCUUUGGAAGAUGUGGACCUAGCAGACUCACAGUGGAAGAACCUCACAGUUCAAGUAACAGGAGAGACCUACAACCUCUAUGUUGGCUGUGACCUUAUUGACAGCUUUAUCCUGGAGGAGCCUUUCUAUGAGCAGCUAAAAGCAGAGAACAGUAGAAUGUAUGUGACAAAAGGGUCCAUUCGAGAGAAUCACUUCAGGGGUCUCCUUCAAAAUGUUAAUUUAAUAUUUGACAUUUCCUUAGAAGAGGUUCUACGUAAAAAAGGAUGCCAGAGGAGCCAGACAAUUGAAGUGAACACCAUCAAUGAGAGUACUGAGAUCCUUCACCUCAGCCCUGCUGUCACAACUGAGUACGUUGGUGAAAAAACAGAGAAGAAGGCUGAGUUCUGUGACCGUUCCUGUGAAGAGCUGGGGACUAUGUUCACUGAGCUCACUGGGUUGCGCGUUGUUGUUAACAACUUAGUUGAUAACCUUCAGAAAGUGUCUGAGGAGAACCAAAUCAUGUGGGAAUUGAUUGGGCCUAACAAAACUCUCAAGAACCAAUCGGUCUGCUGGCAGGAUGGCCGCGUGUUUGCAGAUAAUGAAAUCUGGACGGUGGAUAGCUGUACCAAAUGUACUUGCCAGAAUUCUAAAAUUGUGUGCCAUCAAAUCACCUGCCCAGCAGUGUCUUGUGCCAAUCCAUCAUUUAUUGAAGGUGAAUGCUGUCCUGUCUGCUCUCAGUCUGAAGACAGUGAAGAAGGCUGGUCUCCAUGGUCAGACUGGACCAAAUGCUCAGUGACAUGUGGCUCAGGAACUCAGAUGCGAGGCAGGUCAUGUGAUGUCACCAGGAGUUCUUGCACUGGCCCACACAUCCAGACAAGAAUGUGUAGCUUCAAAAAAUGCGAGCAUCGCAUACGUCAAGAUGGUGGCUGGAGUCAUUGGUCUCCUUGGUCUUCUUGUUCCGUGACCUGUGGAAUAGGCAACAUAACCCGCAUCCGUCUCUGCAAUUCUCCCAUCCCACAGAUGGGUGGGAAAAACUGUGAAGGAAAGGGCCGUGAAACAGAGAAAUGUGAGAAAGUCCCAUGUCCAAUUAAUGGUCAGUGGGGUCCAUGGUCUCCAUGGUCUGCUUGCACAGUUAGCUGUGGAGGUGGGAUCCACGAGAGGUCUCGGCUUUGUAACAGCCCUGAGCCCCAGUAUGGAGGAAAACCAUGUGUGGGAGAUGUCAAGCAACAUGAUAUAUGUAAUAAGAAAGAUUGCCCAAUUGAUGGGUGUUUAUCGAAUCCUUGCUUUCCUGGAGCGGAGUGUAACAGUUACCCUGAUGGGUCUUGGUCAUGUGGGGCUUGUCCUUCUGGAUACCUUGGUAAUGGAACAGUCUGUGAGGAUCUUGAUGAGUGCAUAGCUGUGCCAGAUGUGUGCUUUAAGGUCAAUCAGGCCCAUCGCUGUGUGAAUACAAAUCCAGGUUUUCAUUGCCUGCCAUGCCCUCCACGGUACAAGGGAACUCAACCUUUUGGAGUGGGUCUGGAGGUUGCUAAGGCAGAAAAACAGGUGUGUGAACCUGAAAAUCCAUGCAAAGACAAGACACACCAAUGCCACAAAUCUGCAGAGUGCAUCUACCUGGGCCAUUUCAGUGACCCUAUGUACAAGUGUGAAUGUAGAACAGGAUAUGCUGGUGAUGGGCGAAUCUGUGGUGAAGAUUCUGAUUUGGAUGGUUGGCCCAAUAAAAACCUAGUCUGUGCUGCUAAUGCUACCUACCAUUGCAUGAAGGAUAACUGCCCUCUUCUGCCUAACUCUGGACAGGAAGACUUUGAUAAGGAUGGCAAAGGAGAUGCCUGUGAUGAAGACGAUGACAAUGAUGGUGUAGAGGACGACAAAGACAACUGUCCUCUUCUGUUCAACCCACGUCAAUUUGAUUAUGACAAGGAUGAAGUUGGUGACCGCUGUGAUAACUGUCCCUAUGUGCAUAAUCCUGCUCAGAUUGAUACAGAUAAUAAUGGCGAGGGUGAUGCUUGUGCUGUGGAUAUUGACGGAGAUGAUAUUUUUAAUGAACGAGAUAAUUGUCCAUAUGUCUACAACACAGACCAGCGGGAUACAGAUGGUGAUGGAGUUGGAGAUCACUGUGAUAACUGUCCACUGAUGCACAAUCCUGAUCAGACUGACACGGAUAAUGAUCUGGUUGGUGACCAGUGUGACAACAAUGAAGAUAUUGAUGAAGAUGGUCACCAGAACAACCAAGAUAAUUGUCCCUAUAUCCCUAAUGCUAAUCAGGCUGAUCAUGAUAAGGAUGGCAAAGGGGAUGCUUGUGAUUCUGAUGAUGACAAUGAUGGCGUUCCUGAUGACAGGGACAAUUGUCGUCUCAGGUUCAACCCUGACCAGGAGGACUCUGAUGGUGAUGGCAGAGGUGAUAUCUGCAAAGAUGACUUUGACAAUGACAGCAUCCCAGAUAUUUAUGAUGUGUGCCCUGAAAAUUAUGACAUCAGUGAAACUGAUUUCAGAAAGUUUCAAAUGGUCCCCCUGGAUCCCAAGGGUACAGCUCAGAUUGACCCCAACUGGGUUAUUCGCCACCAGGGCAAAGAACUGGUUCAAACCGCCAAUUCUGAUCCUGGCAUAGCUGUAGGUUAUGAUGAGUUCAGCUCUGUUGACUUCAGUGGCACCUUCUACGUUAAUACAGACCGUGAUGAUGAUUAUGCUGGGUUUGUGUUUGGCUAUCAGUCAAGCAGUCGAUUUUAUGUUUUGAUGUGGAAGCAAGUCACCCAGACCUAUUGGGAGGACAAGCCCACCAGGGCUUAUGGUUAUUCUGGCGUGUCACUGAAAGUAGUGAACUCCACGACUGGUGCUGGUGAGCACUUAAGAAAUGCUCUCUGGCACACAGGAAAUACACCUGGACAGGUUCGUACAUUGUGGCAUGACCCCAAGAACAUUGGCUGGAAAGAUUAUACUGCCUACAGGUGGCAUUUGAUUCACAGGCCUAAAACAGGUUUAAUAAGAGUUUCUGUGUAUGAGGGGAAACAGGUCAUGGUCGACUCUGGACCAAUCUAUGAUAUGACCUUUGCUGGUGGAAGAUUAGGCCUUUUUGUCUUCUCUCAAGAAAUGGUCUACUUCUCUGACCUCAAAUAUGAAUGCAAAGAUUUCUAAAAAAUGGGUGUUAUGUUACCAGCAAAGUACUGUAGAUGCUGUGCAACCUAGACACCUCAGCACAUUCUGGUACUCCCAAUUUCUGUCUUUGUGUACCUCCUCUUCCUCUGGCCUUCUGUUCAACCAACCUUAUACCUCCUGGUUGCCAGGCAUGGCUCAGCCAGUCCUAGACCAAAGUGCCUUCUCAGUACUAAGACUCAUGGGACCUAAAUGUGAGCGUCCAACCCACCACUGAAGCAAAAGCAGAUUGAUACAUUAGGACAUUUUGGUAGGGUGAAAACUUAGCAAGACUUGUUUGUUUGUUUAUUUUUUAAAAAAGGAAUGACGUUUACAUAUAAAGUGUAAUUACUUGAUGUAUUUAUAUAUAUAUGGAGGAAAGGGAGAUAAUGAAUAUCAUCCAUUGUCUUCAAAUAAGGAAAAAAGUGUUAAAACCACUUUUUAUAUGUAGGGUUGACACUUUGCUUGCUCUGAUCAGGGCUUGACUUCACUAACACACAGCCUCUGAGCCUAAUUUCAGCAAAAUAACAAAGGGACCAAACCGAGAACGUCUAUUCUAAUAAUGAAGAAGCCAUUGGAGAAUAAGAUGAAGGCCAUAUAUGAAGAUGGCUUGAUGCGAAAAGAUGUUCUUCAGAGGAUAAGGAUGCCUUAAGUCAGUGGCAUGCAACUCAUACAGCCCACUGCACAGAGCCAGGUCCACAUCAUCAGGCCCAUGGAACUGCUCAGGGGUCUGGAUAUUUGGUGUUAGGAUGAGUGGUGGCAACAUUAAUUGCUGUGGCUCUAGGAGCCACAGCAAUUAAUGCUGCCACUGCUCCAUACUGCCAUAUUUCUAGACUUUUAGGAAACCCCACGGGUCAGAUGGCAUGGACCAGAUAUGGCCUAUGGGCAGUAUCUUGGUCACCUCUGCUUUAACUAACAUCUUUUAAGAUUAUAGAUGGUAGAAACAUCAUAUUUGUAGUUCAAAGUAAUGUUGGCCUUGAAUAACAAUACAUGUUUUAUGUAUGGGUUCAGUCAGGACAAACUUGAGCUAGAAUUCAAAUUCCAGUGUAACAAAGAAGAACAAUUCAAAUAAGCUCUUAAAGGCAUCACCACUGUCAACAUGGCUUUCUCAAAACAGUUUCUAGUUGGCCAGUGCCAUCUUGCUUUUCAUAAUAAAAAUAUUUUAUGACAUCUGGAAUAAAUUGAACCUGAAUAACUUUCCCACCUCUGCUGCAAAAAGCACUUUGACAUCCUAAAUCCUCAUCUGGGUUUUUGAAAAGGUGGCAACAUUAGUGUUACCAAAUUUGGGAACAUAUGAAAUUAAGGUUCCAGUUAUACAUAUUUUGUUAAUCCUUAUUAUAGGUAUCACAUGCAGCUGCCUUAUCUGAUAAUUUAUUUUAAAGCAUGCCAUGCAAUGUGUUAGUAGUACUUUAGCGAAUGAUGCUAAAAGAAGCUGUUUAGAGCACAUAUCACCAUAUGUAGAUAUUGCAAAAGCAAUGUAUUCAUUUUUAAAUACAUCAUUUUAUGAGGUUAUAAUCAAGCAUGAUCUCCUGAUUAAAUGAAUAAUAAUGAAUAAAUUAUAAAUGGAACCUUAAUAUGCAUACUGUUACCUUAAUUUACAGUGUUACAUAUUGUUACCCAUGUCUGCUGUAUAUAGAACUUUUUAAAUAAUACUGAAGGCGUACCAGUGUUUAUUUUAAGCAGAUACAACAGUUACUUAUCUAUACAAUAGUAUAAACAUGUUUAACACUUUUGUUUGUUUAAGUUGUAUGAGCUUUGUUCAAAAACAAACACUUGAUGGUGUAAUUUUAUUCAUACAUGGGGUUUACUAAAAGCACCAUACCAUAUUUCUGCCAUUAUUGUAAGGCACUGUGACAUAAAUGCUGACUCAGUUUUUAAUUCCCUUUUGAGUAGAUUUUAUUGCUAUAUUCAUUAGAGAGAAUCCACAAUUUCUGGCUUUAUUGCACAUUUUAUAGUGUUCAUUUCAACAGUAUUUUAAAAAAUCCUCCCUGUGAGGCUUUUGAGUUUGUUGCAGUUCAUACUUUUGGUGUUUCAAAUUGUAUCUCCAAAUCCCAGUGAGAAUGUUGGGGGGAGAAUUCAUUAAAUGAAAUGACUGUAA
This is a messenger RNA of Alligator sinensis (Chinese alligator), 6170 nucleotides long. RefSeq names its product thrombospondin 2 (gene THBS2). The transcript has 23 exons. Gene Ontology annotation, molecular function: calcium ion binding; protein binding. Lineage: Eukaryota; Metazoa; Chordata; Crocodylia; Alligatoridae. The record is from RefSeq and is a predicted model, not a curated record. The coding region runs from base 383 to 4075 and encodes 1230 amino acids. Gene Ontology annotation, cellular component: extracellular region. Gene Ontology annotation, biological process: cell adhesion; negative regulation of angiogenesis.